GAACAGAGGAAGUCGUCUUUGGGAAGGUUGGAGGAAGCAUCCUCCUUCUCUGCCGAAAUGUCUCCAAAGAAGCAACCGAGGUGGUCUGGUUUCAAGGGGAUCCGCACUCCUUCCCCCCACUCUUCUCCUCAAGGGUUGCCUUCCCCCCGGACGUCCGUUUCUCCCUGGUUGACAACAGCUCGCUGCGCAUCACAGAGCUGCGUGUGCAGGACGAAGGCAACUACACCUGCAAGGAAGUGCUGAACAAGACGGACCACGAGCACCGCGUCCAGCUCCUGGUAGCCAAUCCACCACAGUCAACCCCAAAGUGCUGGGCCGAGACCUCCUCGUCGGGGCUGAUGCUGCAGCUGUUCUGCAGCUGGCCUGGGGGGUAUCCCCACCCCACCCUGCACUGGAGAGAAGAGGGCCACGAUCUGGAGAACUCAAGCUGGAUCAUCAGCUCCGCGAGCUCCUCGGACACCCACGUGGAAACGCUGAACAGCUCCCACCUCUCCCACCGCCAAGUGUUCAAGUGCGUGGGGAGCCACGUUGUCAAGCAGGAGGAGCCUGCGUGCUCCGUGGAGAUCAAAAUCCCUUCGCUGGAAUCGGAGCCCCCAAAGACCUGCUUUGUGGGUGACAAUGUGACCCUGACGUGCCGUGUGACGGAGAGCACCCCGGGGGCGAGGCUCACCUGGCUGCGGGACAUCGCCCAGCCGGAGGUGGAGAUCCAGUCUGGAGGGAGGUACCUCAUCGCCCAGGAGGGCAACGUGUCCCAGCUGACCAUCCAGAACUGCUCCCAGGGCGCCGACGGGGGCUGUUACGUCUGCAAGGCGCAGAACCCCGUGGGGCUGAGGGAGCUCUUCGUCUGCCUCACAGUGAAGCACCCAGAGAACAUCGUUGGGGUCGUGGGUGCAGUGGUGGUCCUGUCCCUGCUGGUUGUUCUCACUGUCACCGGGGUCGUCUUGUACUACAAUCCCCUCCUGUGCCUGAGAGGUGCUGCCUUCAG
Leptosomus discolor (cuckoo roller) is the source of this 985-nucleotide messenger RNA. Lineage: Eukaryota; Metazoa; Chordata; Aves; Leptosomiformes; Leptosomidae. The record is from RefSeq and is a predicted model, not a curated record.